Molecule: messenger RNA, 1248 nt
Organism: Dendronephthya gigantea
Lineage: Eukaryota; Metazoa; Cnidaria; Anthozoa; Malacalcyonacea; Nephtheidae
Exons: 8
Coding region: 59-1201 (380 amino acids)
Biological process (GO): negative regulation of protein kinase activity; negative regulation of TOR signaling; neurotrophin TRK receptor signaling pathway
Cellular component (GO): cytoplasm
Source: RefSeq, a predicted model, not a curated record
UAUUCCUUGUCGCUUGUAGAGAAACGUACACCGUUUAGUGCAAGUUUCGUGCAGAAAAAUGGUGAAAUUAUUUUGUAAAUGUCUAAAUAUUUGUAUAAAUACUCAAGGAAGCGACCUGAAGAAGCUGAAUGGCGAAUCUUUUAUAACAGGCAACAUAACAGAUGAUUUCUUUACGGGAGAAAUUUACGAAGUACAACUUGCAGUUGGCGGAAUCAACAAGGAGAAUGCGAUAUUGAUGAGAGAACGUCAAAUUGAGGACUGGAUUGUGUUCAAAUGUUUAGGCUGUAAAACUGAAGCAUUUGCCUUACAUUCAUUUAAACGGGAACAACGAGUUUUAGUCAGCUCAAAGAUUCAGAGUGAUGUAGAAAAUAUCACUGUGUUAAUGAAAAGUGAAAAUUUGUCUCCUGCUUUUAAAAUCAUAUUAAAACCAGCAAGUGAAGAAGAGGAAAGUUCAGGAAGUGGUUUCAGCAGUGAAAGUAUAACUAAAGCUGGAACGAAAAUACAGGAACAUGUCAGGAGAUUUCUAAAAUUUGAAGAAGACGCCAUGUUGGAAAGAAUACGAAAAUAUACCGAAGAACAGAAAAAACGUUAUGCUGCAGUACAAUCCCGGGCUCAUAACGAUAAAAGAGCUGUUUUAAGCAUUUUAAGACAAGCUGCUGAGAGUAAGGUUCAGGAAAGUUUAUCAGAUGCAAUGGCUGAUCUAGAACUUGAUUCUGAUGUGCCAGAUGAAAGACCUCUCAAUAGAACUGAUUUCGUGGAUAGUUCAUCAGAUAUUAGGAUAGUUCAAACACCUAGCAUUAGUACGUCUUGGAACAGCAGAGAAAAAUCGAAUGAAAUAGACAAUGGUCAUCUUGAUCCAUUGUUUCAUAGUACAAAUGAACAUUUCCAACCGUUUGUCGAGUCUGAUGAAGAAUCCAGUGAUAACAGCUUCAAUCAAACAGAUAUGCAGGAGGUUUACGAGAAAUCUACAAACAAGAUGCGAUAUUCAUCGUCGGUACCCGUCAAUGUCCCGUUAAUGGACAGAUCUAGAUUUGGGCUGAGGGAAAGAUUACUGCACAAUGAAGACUACGAAGAGAUGCCCUCGCCUGACAAAAUAGCGGAAUCCAUUCAAGCAUUGGCAAGAAGUGUCCAUGAUUCCAGAGAUAUAUUUGGAGAACUACCUCGACCAAGAAAAAAUACGUUACCUGUGACGUUUCAUUAAAAUCUCUUCAAAAUUUAAUAUAUUUAUAAAAUAAAUGCUUAAUUACU